CCUCGUGCAUGAGAAGCUGCUGAACGACUACCUGCACCGUGUCUUUUCUUCUCUUGAUCACGGCCCCGCGGCAGCCACCAGCAGGUAUGGCCGGAUGGCUCUCCCCUCCCUCUGCGGGGCCAGACCAGAGGCGGGAGGCUGGGUUGUGGGGAGGGAGGCUGGGCUCUGGGUGGGCUGGCUUGCGUUCCAUUCUCGCUCUGCCACUCCUGCCUGUGAGACUGUGGCCCAGAGAGUACCAGAUUCUCCGCCCUGGCAGUGCUGGUACCUCCCUUCUGAGGGUGUAGCGGAGGUCAGGGGCACAGUGCAGGGUUAGUCCUCAGCGUGGCACUUCACACCUACUCUACACUCAGCAUCUGGUCCAUAUGCACCUGGCCUUACCUCCGCUGCACCCUGGCCCUCCGUAGCCUCUGCUGGAUCUAUAAUAUGCAGACCCCAUCAGCCCUUUAUUCCUUGCAUGUUUAGUAUUUUUAAGUUGAGCUUAUACCCAAGUUAUAAGUGUAGUUUAGCAGCAACUUGUAAAAGCAAAAGCGUCUGCCAUCUUCUAAUAUAAAGGAUGGCGCGUGAUUCCAUUUUGUUUUCUUUGUCUCAUAAUGUAUGCAGUUUGGGUUUUGCCAUAUGGGAAAUUUGCUUAAACUUUUUGUCACUGUCAGUUUCUUUAAAGUUAUUGAGGAAUAAGUGGCAUACCAUAAACUGCGUGUAUUUAAAGCACACCAUCUAGUAAGUUGCGACACAGAUAACCUGAGAAGCCAUCACUGCAUGGACAUACCCCCAAAAGUUUAUUGGAGUUUUAAAUCCUGUUUUUGUCAUCAGAGGUUAUUCCUGCAUGGUUUUCUACACUACAAAUUGAUAGUGGUGGGCAUCUUUUAGAGCCAGGAAUCUGCCUGAGCGCUGCCCUAGUUUAGGGGGGCUUUGGUUUUUGUAAACAGUGCUGCAUGGACACCCAGGGUUGGGAUCAUGUGCCUGGAGUGUUUGAAUCUCAGUCACUUGUAGGACUGCUGGUGAAUUUCUUCUUCUUCAAAGGGUUCUGAACAUUCUUCCUCCCUGCAGUGCGGCAUGGGUGUCCCUAAGUUUCAGCCCCCUCGCCAGCCAGCCUUGUUCUGUCUUGAAGUCUCUGCUCACUGGGCAGGCCCAAAGGGCCCCCUCUUCCAUUUUAGCAGCCAUGGUGGCCAAAGGGUUUCCACUUGUAGACCUCUACCCCAGCCCCAGUCCUGGCCUGUCCCCAGGGCCACCUGAUCCCUCCCUCAUGUGACAGCAGAAAUGAUCCUGCUACCACUGGGGCUGCGGUUGCCAGGAGUGAGAGCAGGUGGCUGAGCCGUUAGUCGGUGGUGGUGGGGACACAGGAUCUGGGCAGGCCAGAGAGGCCAGGCCAGGGCUGCGGGUGGCCAAAUGGGAGGUGCUGCAGGCAUUCACUGAGGCCAAGUCUCAGACUGCCUGCCCACAGCUGCUCUUAAAAGCAGGCACAGGACUGGAGCAGCCCUCCCAGCGUGGGCCUGUAAGAAGUGCCCUUGAGGAAGCCUGCUUGAUCUGUGGGCCCACUGGGGGUGUUAAGAGACAGAGGGGCUCCAGCCUUCCACAUUACUGGCAAGGCACCCCAUUGCACAGCUGCCUCCUGGCCUUGACCUGGGGCUCCACAGCAGUGGGGAGGAGGCUUCAUGAGUCUCUCCUCCUUGCAGCUCAAGGUCAGUUGUAGCUCACGGUGUGGGAACAUACGGCCCCUGGGCCUGGGCUGAAGCUACCUAGCCGGAGAGUCGGUGCGCUGGCCCAUCCAAGUGCCCUUCCAGGGUCUGACCUCUCAGGCAGUGAGCAGGGUGUGAGCUGGGAUUCAACAUGGAACAGCAGGUGCCAGCAGUCUGCGGGCUGGAUCCGGAUGGGCCUCAGACUCUGCUCCUGGAGCCCUGCUAGUUACCACCACCUCAUUCCUGGCUAUUCUUAGCAGCUGAGCUCAGGAUUAGCUGGCCAGCACUAGGCAGAACUCUUUCUCCUCUGGGCAUGUGUGCUGGGAGGAUGAGGGGGCCACUCAGACACAUCCUCCCAGCCCGUCUGGUUGGGGCAGGUGGCCUGCCGUGUGCUCUCCUCUCCUCUGCAGGUGGGUCCAGGACACAGCCAGCCAGAAGCUAAGAGGGCUGAGCCCUGCAUCCUCCCAGGACAUGUCUCAUUCAACACACAGGCUUCCCUGGAUGGGACCACAGACCUGGGGUCAAGGAUUGGACUAGACGGUCUUGGAAACCCCUGAGCUUCCAGAACUUGCCAGAGCAUCUGGACCAGCUGUUACAUGUGGACGAGGAGGAGGAGGAGAGCCAGGGUUGAAGGGCGGCUUGGCCCGUCCACUGUGGUCCUCGACCACACAGGUGGCUUUGAAGGGCUGCUUCUGGUGGAUGAUGACCUCUUGGGGGUGAUUGGACACAGCAACUUUGGGACGAUCCGCUCCACCACGUGCGUGUACAAAGGGAAAUGGAUCUACGAGGUGCUCAUCUCCUCCCAGGGGCUCAUGCAGAUUGGCUGGUGCACAAUCAACUGCCGAUUCAAUCAGGAGGAGGGGGUUGGAGAUACACACAAUUCCUACGCCUAUGAUGGCAACCGGGUACGCAAGUGGAACGUGACCACAACGAACUACGGAAAGGCGUGGGCAGCAGGGGACAUCGUGAGCUGCCUGAUCGACCUGGACGAAGGCACUCUGUCCUUCUCCCUGAAUGGUGUGUCACUGGGCACCGCCUUUGAGAACUUAUCCAGGGGCCUGGGCAUGGCUUACUUCCCAGCCAUCAGCCUCUCUUUCAAGGAGUCUGUGGCCUUCAACUUCGGCAGCCGUCCCCUGCGCUACCCAGUGGCAGGCUACCGGCCCCUGCAGGACCCGCCGAGCGCCGACCUGGCUCGGGCACAGAGGUUGCUGGGCUGCUUCCGGGCCGUGCUCAGCGUGGAGCUGGACCCCGUGGAAGGGCGGCUGGUGGAGAAGGAGAGCUCUGAGUGGCAGUUGCAGGGCCAGCCCACCAUCCUCCUCACCCUGGCCCACAUAUUCCAUCACUUCGCACCGCUCCUGCGCGAGGUGUACGUGGUGGAGGCCGUGCUCAUGAGCUUCCUGCUGGGUGUCGUGGAGGCGGGCUCCCCUGAGCAGGCGCAGACCGUGGUGCACCAGGUCCUGGACCUCCUGUGGCUCUUCAUGGAGGACUACGAGGUGCAGGACUGCCUCAAGCAGCUGAUGAUGUCCCUGUUGCGGCUGUACCGCUUCUCGCCCAUCGUCCCCGACCUGAGCCUGCAGAUCCGCUACCUGCGGCUCACCAUCGCCAUCCUCAGUCAUCAGAAGUCCCGCAAGUUUCUGCUUAGCAGCGUCCUUUUCGACGUGCUGCGGUCUGUCGUCUUCUUUUACAUCAAGAGCCCGCUGCGCGUGGAGGAGGCAGGCCUCCAGGAGCUUAUCCCGACUACAUGGUGGCCCCACCGCUCCCCCAGGGAGGGCAAAGAGGAGGUGAGGGAAGAGACCUCUGAGGAGAGGCUCCGGCGGCGUGCCUACGAACGGGGCUGCCAGAGGCUCAAGAAGCGCAUUGAAGUGGUAGAAGAACUACAGGUCCAGAUCCUGAAGCUGCUGCUGAACAAUAAGGAUGAGAACGGGGGUGAAGCUUCCAGGUACAUCUUUCUGACCAAGUUCCGGAAGUUUCUGCAGGAGAAUGCCAGCGGCCGGGGGAACACGCCCAUGCUCUGCCCCCCCGAGUACAUGGUCUGCUUCUUGCACCGCUUGAUCUCGGCCCUGCGCUUCUACUGGGACGAGUACAAGGCUUCGAACCCGCGCACCUCCUUCAGUGAGGAGGCCUACGUUCCACCCCAGAUCUUCUAUAACGGCAAGGUGGACUACUUUGACCUGCAGCGCCUCGGAGGCCUCCUCUCACACCUUCGGAAGACGCUCAAAGAUGACCUUGCCUCCAAGGCCAACAUCCUGAUCGACCCACUGGAGCUCCAGGCAACCACCAUGGACGACCUGGACGAGGAUGAGGAGCCAGCCCCCGCUGCGGCCCAGGUGCCGCGCACCGCAGCUGUGACCCUGAUGACCCCACGGCGGCCCCUGAGUGCCUCAGAGAAAGUGAAGGUCCGCACCCUGAGCGCAGAGCAGAGGACGCGCGAGGACAUCGAAGGUAGCCAGUGGAAUGAGGGCCUGCUGGUGGGGCGGCCCCCCGAGGAACCUGACCAGCCCCUCACUGAGAACUCCCUGCUGGAAGUCCUAGAUGGCGCCGUCAUGAUGUAUAACCUCAGCGUUCACCAGCAGCUGGGCAAGAUGGUGGGAGUGUCUGAUGAUGUCAACGAGUACGCGAUGGCCCUGCGGGACACAGAGGACAAGCUCCGCCGGUGCCCCAAGCGGAGGAAGGACAUCCUGGCAGAGCUGACCAAGAGCCAGAAGGUUUUCUCAGAAAAGCUGGAUCACCUCAGCCGCCGUCUGGCCUGGGUCCAUGCCACCGUCUACUCCCAGGAGAAGAUGCAGGACAUUUACUGGCUGCUUCGAGUCUGCCUGCGGACCAUUGAGCACGGCGACCGCACGGGUUCUCUCUUUGCCUUCAUGCCCGAGUUCUACCUGAGCGUGGCCAUCAACAGCUACAGCGCCCUCAAGAAUUACUUUGGCCCCGUGCACAGCAUGGAGGAGCUCCCAGGCUAUGAGGAGACUCUGACCCGUCUGGCCGCCAUCCUUGCCAAACACUUCGCAGACACACGCAUCGUGGGCACUGACAUCCGGGACUCACUGAUGCAGGCUCUGGCCAGCUACGUGUGCUACCCCAACUCCCUGCGGGCCGUGGAGCGGAUCCCUGAGGAGCAGCGCAUCGCCAUGGUGAAGAACCUCCUGGCUCCCUACGAGCAGCGGCCCUGGGCCCAGACCAACUGGAUCCUGGUUCGGCUCUGGCGGGGCUGUGGGUUUGGGUACCGCUAUACGCGGCUGCCACACCUACUAAAAACCAAACCUGAGGAUGCCAAUCUGCCCAGCCUCCAGAAGCCCUGCCCCUCCACCCUGCUGCAGCAGCACAUGGCAGACCUGCUGCGGGAGGGUUCGGACGUGGCCCCCAGCUUCCUCAACAGUGUCCUCAACCAACUCAACUGGGCCUUCUCCGAGUUCAUUGGCAUGAUCCAGGAGAUCCAUCAGGCUGCAGAGCGCCUGGAGCGGAACUUCGUGGACAGCCGGCAGCUCAAGGUAUGCGCCACCUGCUUUGACCUGUCAGUCAGCCUGCUGCGCGUCCUGGAGAUGACCAUCACACUGGUGCCGGAGAUCUUCCUUGACUGGGCCCGGCCGACCUCGGAGAUGCUGCUGCGGCGGCUCGCACAGCUGCUGAAUCAGGUGCUGAACCGGGUGACAGCCGAGAGGAACCUCUUUGACCGUGUGGUUACCCUGCGGCUGCCUGGCCUGGAGAGUGUGGACCACUACCCCAUUCUGGUGGCAGUGACCGGCAUCCUGGUGCGACUCCUGGUGCAUGGCCCAGCCUCAGGGACAGAGAGAGCCACGUCAGUGCUCCUGGCUGAUCCCUGCUUCCAGCUCCGCUCCAUAUCCUACCUGCUGGGGCAGCCAGAGCCCCCUGCCCCUGGCACUGCCCUGCCUGCCCCUGACCGGAAGCACUUCUCCCUGCAGAGCUAUACAGAUUACAUCAGCGUGGAGGAGCUGGCCCAGGUGGAACAGAUGCUGGCACACCUAACCUCUGCAUCUGCGCAGGUGGCAGCUGCCUCCCUGCCCACCAGUGAGGAAGACCUCUGCCCCAUCUGCUAUGCUCACCCCAUCUCUGCUGUGUUCCAGCCCUGUGGCCACAAGUCCUGCAAAGCCUGCAUCGACCAGCACCUGAUGAACAACAAGGACUGCUUCUUCUGCAAAGCCACCAUCGCGUCAGUGGAGGACUGGGACAAGGCAGCCAAUGCAAGUGCCACUUCCUCGGCUGCUUAGGCCUGCCUGGCCCACACAGCAGGAACCUCCACCCCCCAACUCAAAUCCAGGCUGGGCCCUCUUUAUGAGCCCCUUGCCCUGUCCCCCUCUCCCCACUCCAUCCCACCUCCUCGCCUGUGUGAACCUCAUCAGCAGGGGUCCAGCCAUGCCCUAUUUGUGCCUCAGCUUGAUUUUCAGUCAGGGCCGCAGUGAGCAUUAAAUUAUUAUUCCAUACA
Messenger RNA from Odocoileus virginianus texanus, 6114 nucleotides. NCBI's taxonomy places the organism in Eukaryota, Metazoa, Chordata, Mammalia, Artiodactyla, Cervidae. The record is from RefSeq and is a predicted model, not a curated record.